Messenger RNA from Triticum turgidum subsp. durum (durum wheat), 1734 nucleotides. NCBI's taxonomy places the organism in Eukaryota, Viridiplantae, Streptophyta, Magnoliopsida, Poales, Poaceae. The record is from the annotation of a GenBank genome assembly.
AUGAGGGCUCUCUUUGCAUGGUGCGCCCUCCUCUUGGCGUGCGCCGGCGUGAUGCAUUGCGCGGAGGCGGCCAAGGCCAGGCACCUCAAGUGGGAGGUGAGCCACAUGUUCUGGUCGCCGGACUGCGAGGAGAAGGUGCUCAUCGGCAUCAACGGCCAGUUCCCCGGCCCCACCAUCCGGGCCAAGGCCGGCGACACCAUCGUCGUCGAGCUCAAGAACGGGCUGCACACCGAGGGCGUCGUCAUCCACUGGCACGGCGUCAGACAGAUUGGAACGCCAUGGGCGGAUGGCACGGCCGCCAUCUCCCAGUGCGCCAUCAACCCGGAGGAAACCUUCACUUAUCGAUUCGUCGUCGACAAGCCGGGGACAUACUUCUACCAUGGCCACUACGGCAUGCAGAGGGCAGCGGGGCUGUACGGCUCCCUGAUUGUGGAUGUGGCGGAUGGGGAGGAGGAGCCGUUCAAGUAUGACGGCGAGCUGAACCUGCUCCUCAGCGACUGGUACCACGAUAGCAUCUACAACCAGAUGGUUGGCCUCUCCUCCAGCCCCAUGAGAUGGAUCGGCGAGCCCCAGUCGUUGCUGAUCAACGGUAGGGGGCAGUUCAACUGCUCGCUCGCGGCGGCGCACACGCCGGGCACCAAGCAGUGCACCGCCGGCGGCAACAGGCAUUGUGCACCGGUGAUCCUCCCCGUCGAGCCGAACAAAACCUACAGGCUCCGGAUCGCCAGCACCACGUCCCUGGCUUCCCUCAACCUCGCGAUCGGGGUAAGCAAAAAGCUGACGGUGGUGGAGGCCGACGGCAACUACGUGGAGCCGUUCGUGGUGGACGACAUGGACAUCUACUCCGGCGACAGCUACUCUGUCCUGCUCACCACCGACCAGGACCCGUCGUCCAACUACUGGGUCAGCAUCGGCGUGCGCGGCCGGACGCCCAAGACGGCGCCGGCACUGGCCCUGCUCAACUACCGCCCCAACCGCGGGUUCAAGCUGCCGGCCAUCGCGCCGCCGGUCACCCCGUUGUGGAACGACACCGCGCACAGCAAGGCGUUCACGACCCAUAUCAAAGCCCGCGCCGGCACGCCCCCGCCGCCGGCGACGUCGGACCGCCGCAUCGAGCUGCUCAACACGCAGAACAAGCUGGACGGGCACAUCAAGUGGUCCAUCAACAAUGUGUCCAUGGUGCUCCCGGCGACGCCGUACCUGGGCUCCCUGAAGCUGGGGCUCAAGACGGCACUGACCGCCGCGCGGCCGGCGGAUACGUUCGGGCGCGCCUACGACGUGACGCGGCCGCCGCACAACCCCAACACGACGACGGGGGACAACGUGUACGUGCUCCGCUACAACACCACGGUGGACGUGGUGCUCCAGAACGCCAACGCGCUGCAGCACAACGUCAGCGAGGUGCACCCGUGGCACCUGCACGGGCACGACUUCUGGGUGCUGGGUUACGGCGAGGGCGCGUACAGGGGCGACGCCGCCGACGCGGCGAGGCUGAACCUGGUGAACCCGCCGCUGCGGAACACGGCGGUGAUCUUCCCGUACGGGUGGACGGCGCUGCGGUUCGUGGCGGACAACCCGGGGGUGUGGGCGUUCCACUGCCACAUCGAGCCGCACCUCCACAUGGGCAUGGGGGUCAUCUUCGCCGAGGCCAUCGACCGCGUCGGGAAGGUGCCCAAGGAGGCCGUCUCCUGCGGCGCCACGGCCACCGCGCUGAUGAACGGCGACCACCUCUGA